GGAAUGUUAUUCUGCACUACUAAAUAUGGUAUUAUUUAGUUGUCAAGGCCAACCUUAGCAAAAGUAAAACUUAAUAUUUUAACCCACUCUUGGAAUUUCAUGGCUACUAUUAUUAAUUGCCUAAAAUGGUGGAACUAGGAGAAUAUUAACGUAUAGUUAUUUGAAUACCAUUGAAUUCCAAUAAGGUCUCAUUUAUCUCAUUGUUUAGGCAACAUUUUACCCUGGACUAUGUGACCCAACUUCUCAAGGUGGACUUGGAUUUGAUUAUUAUGUCAAUCUUUCUGCAUCAGAGAUGUGGUUCUCUCUUCUUGAAAAUGUACCUGAUCAUGAAUGGAGGAUGAGCAAGAUUGUUACCACAUUAAUUGCAGACAGACAAUAUCCAGAGAAGAUGCUUAUCUAUGCUGAAAAUCACAACCAAUCAAUAUCUGGAGGGUGCUCAUUUGCAGAGAUAUUGUUUGGCAAAAUCAAGAAGGAUUCUCCUGGCUCAAAGGAGUCAUUGCUUAGAGGGUGUUCAUUGCACAAAAUGAUAAGAUUGAUUACAUUUACAAUUGGUGGCCACGCUUACCUCAACUUUAUGGGCAAUGAAUUUGGGCAUCCUAAGAGGGUCGAAUUCCCAAUGCGAAGCAACAAUUUCUCCUUCUCACUUGCCAACCGUCAGUGGGACCUGCUGGCUGCCGGAGUGCAUCAAGAUUUGUUUUCCUUUGAUAAGGAGUUGAUGAACUUGGAUGAAUCAGAGAGGGUACUGUCAAGAGGUUUACCCAACAUUCACCACGUGAAUGACACAAAUAUGGUAAUAUCCUACGUACGAGGUCCUUUUCUCUUUGUAUUCAACUUUCAUCCAACAGAUUCUUAUGAAGGAUACAAUGUGGGAGUAGAAGAAGCUGGAGAGUAUCAAGUGAUAUUGAACUCUGAUGAACUGAAAUAUGGAGGUCAGGGUCUUCUAAAGGAGAACCAUUAUAUUCAAAGAACAAUUAACAGAAGAGUUGAUGGUCUACCAUACUGCUUAGAAGUAUUUCUACCUUCCAGGACUGCCCAGGUUUCCAAGUUAACUCGGAUUUUAAGAAUAUGAUACACUAUCGCUUUUUGAAGGAACAUACCAAGCAGAAAGAGGAGCAAGAAAAGCCAAGAAACCAAUUGUUUAUAUAAUAUAAACUGCUAUUAUAUAUCUUAAGAGAAAAAGAUUGUAGCAGUGGAGGAUUCACCAUGAAAUAGCAUAUACAAUAAGCUUAGAACUACAAGUGCAAGGGUGCGCUACACUUCACUGUCCUAUUUUCCGGGUGCAGCUGCUGACUGGGGUCGACUUUGUUUUUCAAAAGCUUAACUACCUCAACAUGACCGGUAUUAUCUCCACUGUGUCCAUAUAGGACACGAGUAAUUGGCUAUUUGAUGCUUGAAGAAAUGGCGAUCCUUGGUACUGUCAUGACAUGAUUCUGGAUCAAGUUGGUGUCGCCUUCCGAAUGGAUCGAUCUGGUGUCAGGUUACAGAUUCAGUGAAAAUCAAGGAGAAUUCUAGUUUCCUAGAGUAAUUUUCUAAAAUUUUAGCAAUCUUAGUAAUUUUGUGUACUAAUCACUUGACAUUGCAUAAUUACUUUGUCACUAUACAAAAUUAAUGUUAGCAAAUCAAUGUGAAUGUGAUGCUUCUAAGAGAGCAUAGUGAGAGUAUGUGGAAUCAAAACUUACUGAGAGCUAGCUCUUGACU
Messenger RNA from Carica papaya (papaya), 1698 nucleotides. The record is from RefSeq and is a predicted model, not a curated record. NCBI's taxonomy places the organism in Eukaryota, Viridiplantae, Streptophyta, Magnoliopsida, Brassicales, Caricaceae.